Messenger RNA from Paramecium octaurelia, 597 nucleotides. NCBI's taxonomy places the organism in Eukaryota, Ciliophora, Oligohymenophorea, Peniculida, Parameciidae. The record is from the annotation of a GenBank genome assembly.
AUGCAAAAAGUGUUAUCUCGUAUUUAAAUUCAAAAAUAAAGUGAUUCCAAUAGUAUAUCAUAUUUUUGCUUGAGUGGAGUCGAUUUAACAAAUAUCAUUAAAUAAGCCUAAAUUUACAGCAAUAAUUAAAAUCGUAAAAAUUCGUUUUCUAGAAAACCUAUUGAAAUAAGAAUGGCUAACAAAUUAGUGUUCAUUGAUGACGAUUAAGUAGAUAAAGUAGUUUUAAACUAAUUAGUUUUCUCUCAAACUCUAUCAGGAGAAAAUUAAAGAUUAGAUUAGAUGCUUAAAGUCCUCAGUUUAAAUCUCAAAAAAUUUAAAACAACUUUAAGAAAUGAAGCGAAUUCAAAUUAAUAUUUCUUUCAAAUAGAGGCUAUCCUAUUAUUUAAUUCAAUUAUAUUAAAUUAGGACUAAUAUUUCAUUAGCUUAUCACAUCUAAUCCUCUGCCAACACCAAUCAACAUUUAAGAAUCACUGUUUUAAUUGGUAAGUAGUCAAUCUAGAUGGUUGGAAUUGCGUUCCAAUUUUUUAAAAUGAUUUUCUACUCUAACUGUCCAGCAAUGAUUUAUUCCUAUAUGUAUAUUUUUACUUAUAUAUUUGA